AUGCUUGAUGAGGAGCUAGCUGAAUCUGUUGCAGAAUUGUCUUUAAAUCAAGAAGAAGAGGAAGGCAAUGUGAAUUUAACUCUCGAGGAGAUUAUGUGUCUCAGUGAAGAGGAUUUACUAGAGAUGGGAACAACCCGAGAGGAAUUAAUAGAAAUGAUGAAUGUUACAUUGUCCGAUAAUAAUCAUGACAAUGAUCAGUGUGUUGUGGUUCAUGAUGAAAAUAAUGAUGAAAAUAAUGAUGAGGAUGAUGAAAAUGUAGAAUAUGAUGAGUUUGCCUCUGAUGAGGAAAUUGAAAUUGAAAUUGACGAUUCUGCACUUGAAAAUUUGGAUGUCGAGGAAGAAGUUCAGGUUAGAGUUGAGGAUUUGCCAUUCCUGAAUGAAAUUUAUUUGGAAAAUAUGAUGAAUUGGAGUUGGGAUGAACAUUUGAAUCCAAAUCUGAGGGAGUUUCCAAUUCCAUCUGCUUCUAAUCAAACAAUUAGUAUUUCAGCUGGUUUAUCAAAGAAGAAUCGUCUCAAGAAGGAAAAGAAACUCAAAGAAGAUCCAUCAGUUAGUAGAAAGCCAGUUCCAAUUUCUAAAGUAUUUCAUCAUCCAAUCUCAUUUUGGGCCAAUUAUAAUGAGAUUAUCACUAACAGAUUCAAGAGUAGUUAUCCAGUUUCAGAUAUCAAAUGUAUUAUCAAGAAUGAUUUAUUGAAUCGUUUCACAAAAGCAAUUAUUUCAGAAGAGCAACGUAUAGGGAAAUCAGUCACUGAUCGUAUCUUUCUCUGUUUUCAUGGAACUUCCCCACACAAUAUCGAGAGCAUUAUAGAAAAUGGACUCCUCGUUCCAGGAAAGAAUAAUAAUCUAUCAGUUAUUAAUGGAAGUGCAUUGGGAGUUGGAAUUUAUGUUACUGUAAUGGAUCCUAGAAUUAGUGUUGGAUAUUGUGGAGGAGGAAAUCAAUUAUUUGCAUGUGCAGUUCUUUUAUCUGAUACAGUCAAUACGAAGAAUCAUGGAAAUGUCCUGGUUAUUAAGGAAGAAAAGUUUAUUUUACCUUGUUUCUUGGUGACUGUCAAGACGCCAAUGUACAUGAAUCAAUACAAUAUUUCAUCACAAUCUGAAAAACAAGCAAAUGAAGAGGAAAAGAAAAACUUGACUAAAAAGGGAGAAGUGGUAUUUUCCAAAAAGAAAAAGGAAGAAGAACGAGAAAAGAUUCGUAAAAAAAAGAUUGAAAAAAAAAUUAAACAAACUUAUUAG
Molecule: messenger RNA, 1230 nt
Organism: Naegleria gruberi
Lineage: Eukaryota; Heterolobosea; Eutetramitea; Acrasida; Naegleriidae
Exons: 1
Coding region: 1-1230 (409 amino acids)
Molecular function (GO): NAD+ poly-ADP-ribosyltransferase activity
Source: RefSeq, a predicted model, not a curated record